Messenger RNA from Hemiscyllium ocellatum (epaulette shark), 4435 nucleotides. RefSeq names its product single-pass membrane and coiled-coil domain-containing protein 1-like. Bases 237 to 968 code for a protein of 243 amino acids. The record is from RefSeq and is a predicted model, not a curated record. The transcript is spliced from 3 exons. Lineage: Eukaryota; Metazoa; Chordata; Chondrichthyes; Orectolobiformes; Hemiscylliidae.
CUUCCCUCUCACCUCCAGCAUAAAGCGAUCGAUUCCUGGCACUUUGAUGGAAUUAUUGUUCUAUUAAAUUGCUGCACUGACCUCUCGGUGGAGGGGUGGCAGCUUUCUGUGCCCCAAGUUAGCCUUGAUUGUUUAUGGUUUAAAAUAAAUGGCAUGGCUUGCAGCUGACACAACAGCUCUCUGUCUGUGUUCCCCCACAGCCUGGAGCACACGUUAAGGUGCCAACCUGGCUCAGGAUGAACAGACGGCCGGUGAAGUCAGAGAGGCGGCGGGUGAACUCGCAGCAACACACGGACCCAUCCGAGCGGCGAGAGCUGAAGGCCUCCCCUCAGAAAGUGUCCAGCGAGCUUCUCAGGCACAGGAUUGACAGAUUGGAGAAGAGGAUAGAGGAAUUGAAAGCUGAAUACCAGAAACUCGAUCAGAAUGCAAAACAGCUCAUUCAGUCAUUUGAACCAAACUGUGAACACAUUGCAAAGGAAGCUGGAGAAGAAGAGCUCUGGUCAUCACUCGUGGAAGACAGGUUCACACGUGUGGAAGCCAACAUAUUCUUCGGUUAUGUUGUUGAUAUUCUUCAGUCUUUGCAUCUUCGUGUGUUGGAGAAACAGCCAGGUUUUGCCAGCUUUCUGCCCACUUUGUCUUCUAUUUUGAGGAGGAAACUUUGGGAUACGGAGCUUGAAGCCACAUGGACAAGUGUGCUCUCAGAAUUUGGACUGAAUGAAUCUGAUAUAAAGGCUCUAUGUGCAUUCUUUGUGACCUACUGUAAAGAUGCUGAGUAUUACCCAUUAAUAGAAAGAAAAAAGUACAGCCUAAAUAUCAAAGAAGUUUUAGACAGAGCUGUGCCCAGCCGCAUUCUACAUCAUUGUCUUCUCCAUCUUGUGCAGUUAGCAGACAAAGAAAGUAGUAUGAUGGCAACUGAGCAACAACAAGUCAACACUGCAAGCACACGAAACAAACCAAGACCCAAGUAAAGAUAGAUCUCAAACCUCCACAUCUGGAGAUUGACCUCAUCGUUCCACAAUUUAAAACCCUUUGCUUUGAGUUAAUAAAAUCAAGUCAUUGAUUCUUUGCAAAAUAGUCAAGCUAAAGUGGUAUAUUGAUAUUGGUAGUAAAAUUCCCCUUGUAUCUCAUACUGAAUGUUGAACGGAUAAACAUCCAUUCAAUGUUUGUCAGUGCGAUAUGGCAAAAAAAUCCAGGAAUGAAACAAAUAUUAAAAUCACAACACUGCAGACAGAAGGGAUGCCAAAAUUUGGUGUGUGAAGUUCAAGACUCUGUAGUGAUAUAAGAUUUCAGUCAGGGAAUGGACAGGUCCUUUGGAAAUUUCCAACCAGCGCCUAAAUGUUUAUACAUGAGAUAUUCCAGUUGUGACGAAGGAUUCUAUAACUGAAACAUUAUGUAGGCAAAAGUGAAGACUGCAGAUGCUGGAGAUUAGAGUCAAGAUUAGAGUGGUGCUAGAAAAGUACAGCAGGUCUGGCAGCAUCCAAGGAACAGGAAAAUCAAUGUUUCAGGCAGGAGCUCUUCAUUCCUGACGAAGGGGUCCUGCCCGAAAUGUCAAUUUUACUGCUCCUCGGAUGAAAUAUUAUGUACUUUAUCAAUUGACUAUUGAGUCUUUCCAGCAUUAACUUAACAUUUUUGCUUCAGAUUUCCUGCAGUAUCAGUAUUCUUUUAUGAUAAAGUUCAGUCUGCUGAGAAGCACCUGAGAACAUGCAAACAGUUAAAACUAUCCCAGGCAUGGUUUGUCUGAAGUGGAUUUCAAUGCCAGUUACCUGUGAUUAAACAGCUUGCUUUAUGUUUUAUGUCCCUCGGUUUCAAAACAUUGUUUCUAAUUUCAGUCUGCAGUUUUAAAAAAAAGCCUUUGCAGUGGUGGAACACGGACCAUUGUUGGGCCUCAACUGUUUAUAAUCUAUAUUAAUGAUUUGCAUGAAGGGAUUAUGUUUGCAGUAGCCCGAUAGAUAGGAACUCAAGUUUCAGGAGAUGAUGAAUAGAUAUAGAUUGGAAAAAUGUAAAAUGGAGGAAGUGGAAAAAACAAUAUUAUUCAAUUGGAAAGAGACUGAAGAAUGCUGGAGUACAGGGGAUCUUGGUGUCCUUGUGCAUGUGUCACUGAAAAUUGGUAUGUUUGUGCAGGAAGUAAUAGGUGGUCAAAUUGAUUGUUAUUCUUUGUAGCAAGUGCAUGGACUAUAAAAAUAAGAAAGUCUUGCUACAACUGUACAGGGGUCUGGUGAGAUUGCAUCUAGAACACUAAAUAUAGUUUUGGUCUCUUUUUAAUUGCACUGGAGACAAUUUAGUGAAUACUCUAUAAGUUCAAUAAUGAAUAUUCAAAAAGUUGAUUCUGGGGAUGAAGAAGUUGUCUUAUGAUCUUUCUCCUCAUGGUGCUACCUGCUAAAGCACAGUUUCAAAAUAAGGAGUCCCCUAUUUAGGUACAGGGGGAAUUUCUUCUCUCAGCAGGUUGUUAAUCUUUGGCAUUCUCCACCCCAUAGGAGUAGAGAGUAUGUUAUUGAAUAUAUUGAAGACUGGGUUAAAGAUUUUUUUGUUACACAGAUUAGUGCAGGUUUAUUCUGAGCUUCUGGAUCUCGCCACUGACUUUUUCAGUCAACCUACACGAUACUACUGGACUCAUCAACUUCUCCUGGGGACUGCUGGCUCUGGGUCCUUUUAUAGCUUUCAUCCAGAUCCAGUCACCUCAAAUGUUUUAGGUUCCAAUCUCAGAUUCAGUUUUAGCUCCUUAAGAAACUGGAAGUGGCACAUUCCUUUGUCGGUUUCAUUUUCAAUUAGGGUCUACUUCAAAAAAAUACAAGCUUUAACAGCAGAUUAUACCACACAACAAAAACUAAAAUGUUCAGAUCAUGAUUUAGACACUGGUUGAUGGGAUUACAAUGGUAUGUGCUAUCUUUUGCAUCUAUAUACUAGUUUCAUGUGUAAUCUAAAAGAUUGCACCAAUGACCUGUGCAGCACUGAAGUGUCAGGCUGGAUUUUACAAUGAGGUACCUGCCCUUGACUCAAGCCAAGAACUUUCGGAUUCAGGAACAAAACUGAUAACAAUAGAAGUAGAAUCCCUAUUGUGUGGAAACAGGCCCUUUGGCCCAACAAGUCCACCAUGAUCCUCUGAAGAGUAUCCCACUCAGACCCAUUCCUCUACAUUUACCCUUGACUUAUGCACUUAACCUAUACAUCCCUGAACACCACGAGCAAUUUAGCAUUGCCAAUCACCCAACCUGACAAUCUUUGGAUUGUGGGAGGAAACCAGAGCACUGGAAGAAACCCACGCAAACAUGGGGAGAAUGUGCAAACUGCACACAGUCACCCGAAGCUGGAAUCGAAACCGGGUUUCUGGUGCUGUGAGGCAGCAGUGUUAACCACUGAGCCACUGUGCUGCCCUUGAUCGACUAGGAGAAAGUGAGGACUGCAUAUGCUGGAAAUCAGAGUAAAAAAGUGUGGCAGUGGAAAAACCACAGCCAGUCAGGCAGCAUCCAAGGAGCAGUCAAGUCAAUGUCUCAUACUCCUCAGAUGCUGCUUGACCGGCUAUGCUUUUCCAGGGCCACACUUUUUGACUGCUACCAUUAAUCCACUGCUGACAUCAAUAAAGAAGAGCCAGAGUGAAAUGCUUUCAGAAUGACAUCAAAAAAUCAGUGUGCCUCAGAAGUGUAAGCUAAGAUUGAUGUUGCCUCUGUUCAGUGGAACCACAAGUAAAUAGGUUAGAAUAAUCAAUUAGCAUGAUGCUUCCUAGCAAUCACCUCAAACUGCCAAAGAUGUCCCACAUGAUGCAUCUGGGAUGUCCUCAAAUGAACUAUGAGGCAGUGAAAUACUUUUCUUGUGUUUCGCAAUCAACUUUUGCUUGCAAUUUUAAUUACCUAGCAGUCUGAGCCAGGGAGGGGAGGAGUUAAAAAGUUGUGGACAGUCAUGCAAUGGAAAGCUCUUUGGACACUUAUUACAAUGAGUUGAACUCAUCUGAAUACUUUGUCAUGAAGAACCAAAUCCUCAAGUGUACAUCCAGAAUUUAAGAUCAAUUUAACUUAGAGACAACAUAGUUAGUCCCUGUCUGAGGGGAUAAGGGCAGCAGAUACAUAGUAUCACCUGCAGGUUCUCCUCCAAGGCACACAUCACUGUCACUGGAAUUACAAUCAACCAACCUUUGGCUGUCACUGAGUUAAUAUCAUUGAACUCACUUCCAAUUACACUGUGGGGUGUAUCUAAAUUGCAUGAACUAUAGCGGUUCACCACCACCUUCUUGGAGAUAAUUAGGGGUGGACGAUAAAUGCUGGCAUACCUAGUGAUAUCCACAUUCUGUGAAAUAUCUUAAAAGUCUAGUACUGGUGAAGGUGCUGACAAGCUUGGUGGAAUGAAUGAACUAUGCUACAAUCCUGAUCUAUAUUCAUCUUAAACUGUUUGCCUAAAAAGCCAUGAAACACUUGCUGUCAAAGUUUUGUUUUGUUCAGUCUUG